UGAGUGAAUGAGUUUGGGUGGUCAGUGGUUAGUCACUGCACCUUCUUCUAUCUUUCCUUUCUUCCCCCAAUUCAACAACACACACUAAACUACACACACACACGCCCACAUUCCCCUCUCUUUUUUCCUUUCUUUCUUGAAUCCCCUUUUCCCAAGAUUCCACCUUUUUACAAUCUCACCUUUGCCACAAAGUUUUGACUUUGGAGAAAAGAGAACAACAAUUAUUAAGAUGAAUAACAAUAUACCUAUUUCAUCACCUAAGUAGAGAAUCCAAAGUUGAAAAAGAAUUGAAGUAACUCCUAUUGGUCUUGGCUGCAAGAUCAAUAACUUGCUGUUAAGGGUGCACCAUGGGGAACGAGUCAUGGUUCCAAGGUCUUUGGAAACCUUCAAGGAAACAUGACCAUGGUCCGGAAAAAGUUCGAAUUGGCGUUUUAGUGUUUGAAGUAGCUAGUGUAAUGUCUAAGCUAGUCCAUCAAUGGAACUUACUAACAGAUAAACAAAUCAUGAAGUUAAGGGAGGAGAUGAGUAACUCUGUGGGUAUUACAAAGCUUGUUUCAGAUGAUGAUGAUUAUGUAGUAGAUUUAAUAUGUGCUGAGAUGCUACACAAUUUGGAAAAUGUGUCGAAGGUUGUCACGAGGCUUUCCAAGAAAUGUAGAGAUCCCGUUUUAAAAUGUUUUGAACGUGCAUACGAUGAUUUGAUUAAGUUUGGCGUUGACCAGUACCAGUGGCAGUUUACAUGGAAAAAGAUGAAUGAGAAAGUGAAAAAGAUGGAAAGCUUUAUUAUGAUUAAUGCGAGUUUAUAUCAAGCAAUGGAAAAUCUUACUGAACUUGAACAAAUCUUGAGGAGAAUGAAGAGUACUGAUGAUCACGAUAGCAUAACUGUGGUAGAUUAUACAAAGAAAAUGGCAUGGAAGCAGCAUGAAGUGAAACGGUUAAAGGAGAUUUCAUUGUGGAACAAGACUUAUGAUUAUGUGGUUUUGAUUUUGGCAAGAUCCAUAUUCACUAUCUUUGCUAGAAUCGGGCAUGUUUUUGGAAUUAACCAUGUGUUACCUCCAAAAGUUGAAGAAUCUGCAUUGCUAGAUUCAGGCUUGCUUCAUUCUUCAGUUGACCCAGGUCAGAAUAAGAUUCCAAGAUUCUCCUCUGGCCCAUUAGGGAACAUUGGUACUAAAUCUGGCCCGAUUCCAAGAACGAAUAAUGUGAAGAAUUUUUUUUCGGGCCCACUAGGUAAUGCAAUAACAGUUUCUGGUUCUAAACGUGGAAGUGUUAACUCUUUUUCGGGGCCCAUUGGUAAACUAACAUCAAAGUCGGGGCCUUUAAUGCGAGCUGCUAAAACCGGACUGAAAUGGUGGCAUUCACGUGACAGUUCAUCAAAGAUUCAUGGAAAAAGUGUUACCCCAAACCGUAUGAGUACUAGUAAUGGAACUUUUGGAGGCUGCAUGAUAGGUGGGAACGGUUCUCCAGUUAAGCACCAUGGAACUCAAAAGGCCGCCUCUUCUGCUGCUAGGUGGCGGGUUCAAGAAACUGGCUUGAAGCCAAAACGGUGUGAUGCUCCACCAGAAACACUCGGUGCUGUUGCUUUGUCUCUGCAUUAUGCUAAUGUGAUUGUGGUUCUUGAAAAGCUGGUGGCAUCUCCUCACUUGAUCGGUCAUGAUGCAAGAGAGGAUUUAUAUAAUAUGCUGCCCAAAAAUGUGAAAAACGCUCUUCGUGUGAGGUUAAAACCAUAUGCUAAAAGCUUGGAAAUGGCAGUUUAUGAUGCGGCUUUAGCAGAAGAAUGGAGUGAGGCCAUGUUGGGAAUUUUAGAUUGGUUAUCACCACUUGCUCAUAAUACGAUAAGAUGGCAGUCAGAAAGGAGUUUUGAGCAUCAAAAUAUGGUUUCGAGAACAAAUGUUCUCCUUGUACAAACUCUCUACUAUGCAAAUCAAGAAAAGAUAGAAGCAACAAUUACCGAGCUUCUUGUUGGUUUAAACUACAUUUGGAGGUUUGGUAGAGAAGUUAACGCUAAAGCUUUGUUGGACUGUGAAAAUGGUGUCGACGAUUAUGUAAACUUGGUGUAGUUGCUGUUUCAAAAUGAAAAAGGUACCCUUCAAAAGUCGAUAUAUCGUUUUUUGGGGAUAUAAAACUUAUGUUAUAUGGUAGAUGUUUACCGAAAUAUGAGCUUUCCCUUAGAUAUUACAAGGUUUAUGCUAAAUAUAACAUGGUUGAGGAGGUGUUGUGAUGAUCAAAUUGACCAUUCAUGAUUGCUUUUAA
Erigeron canadensis is the source of this 2247-nucleotide messenger RNA. RefSeq lists its product as uncharacterized. Bases 348 to 2054 code for a protein of 568 amino acids. The transcript has 3 exons. Lineage: Eukaryota; Viridiplantae; Streptophyta; Magnoliopsida; Asterales; Asteraceae. The record is from RefSeq and is a predicted model, not a curated record. Gene Ontology annotation, biological process: positive regulation of growth.